CAGCGGGGUUACGGGGAACCAAUGCGCUGUUGCACAAGUGUUAUGUAUGUUGCUGCGUUACAUAUGUGUUCCGAGGUGUUGUGUGAUGCCGUCCAAGGGUGAAUGAGCGUGCCAUUCAUCUGAGCCCUUUCAAGGUGAGCUGUCCUGCUGAUCCAGCACCAGGUGACCGACGCCCCCCCCGCCAUGCUGCUGCCCCUCCUGGUCACGGAGUCCCUCGGCUGCCCUCGGGCCUCGCUGCUGUUAACCCGCUGUGUGCGGGCCCUGCAGUGCGACGGCUCCAGGGCUCUGCACCAUCAGGCCGAGCGCUUCCUCUGCCGGAAGGUCCCGGGCCGCCUGCACACGCAGAGCCGCGGCGCCAAGAGCCGCAAGAGGCAGAGCCGCAGCCAGGAGGACGAGUGGAAGACGAGGAACAAGACGGUGCUGACGUACAUCGCCGCCGCCGGCGUCGGGAUGAUCGGCCUGUCGUACGCCGCCGUGCCGCUCUACAGACUCUACUGCCAGGCGUCGGGGCUCGGCGGCACGGCGGUGGCCGGCCACGACGCCGAUCAGGUGGAGACGAUGAAGCCGGUGAAGGAUCGCAUCAUCAAGGUGACCUUCAACGCCGACACGCACGCCAGCAUGCAGUGGAACUUCCGGCCGCAGCAGACGGAGAUUUACGUGGUACCAGGAGAGACAGCCCUGGCCUUCUACAGAGCCAGGAACCCCACAGACAAGCCGGUCAUCGGCAUCUCAACCUACAACGUGGUGCCGUUUGAGGCGGGACAGUACUUCAACAAGAUUCAGUGUUUCUGCUUCGAGGAGCAGCGGCUGAACCCCCAGGAGGAGGUGGACAUGCCCGUCUUUUUCUACAUCGACCCGGAGUUUGACGUGGACCCGAGGAUGGCCCGUGUUGACACCAUCACCCUGUCCUACACCUUUUUCGAGGCCAAGGAGGGUCAGAAGCUGCCGUUGCCUGGAUACAGCUACAACUGACCCGUGCGCCGCCACAGACGGAGGGACAGACGGGACGGGGACCGACACCGUUUGCACCGCGAUGCGAUAUCUGUGUGUUGGAAACUGGUGCGUUGAACUUGCUUUUCCACCAAACGGGGAAAAUAAAUUAGCAUUUGGAGAAAAGCUUUGGAUUUCAUAUUUAAAUAUGCAGAUUUAUUUGCAGGUCAGGGUUUUUUAUUUUUAUUUUUCAGGAUUCCAUCUGAACAAGUGAAACCUUCCAUUUGAAAAGACAAAAACUGCAGGAGUCAAUAUGGUGAUCUCACAAAUGUUUUAUCUAAAGACAGAUUCAAGGCAUUUUAUGAGCUGCUCCUAUAUCAUUUAGGAGGUAUAUCACAAGAGAGGACUUUGGUCGGGGUGUGUGUGUGUGUGUGUGUGUCAGAAAAUUUCCUACACCACAACCUCAGAAGUGAUGCUCUUUUAUCAGCAACAGUAACAUGUCGCUAUGUAAUUAAAUAGUUUUCUUGUUAUUGUUUCAGACUGAAUGUUAAAUGAAUGGAUGACUGUGAAAUCAAUAAAUUAUGCCGAAUAUGAAAACGUUUGAUUUGAUUCAGCCAGAAAAAGGGGAACUUUUGGGAUUAAAACAUGUACAAAAAAUGAGCAGGAAGCUGAAUUUAAGACUUUUGAAGACUUUUGACUUUUUUUUAACUUUUCAACUUUCUGACUGAACAAAGCCAGUGAACAUCCAGAGGUUAUAAAUGAGGGGAAAAAGCACCGGGAAAUUAAUCGCUAUUUGGUGUGUUCAGUAAAGCAGACAUGACAU
Myripristis murdjan (pinecone soldierfish) is the source of this 1753-nucleotide messenger RNA. RefSeq names its product cytochrome c oxidase assembly homolog 11 (yeast) (gene cox11). Bases 184 to 972 code for a protein of 262 amino acids. The record is from RefSeq and is a predicted model, not a curated record. Gene Ontology annotation, molecular function: copper ion binding. NCBI's taxonomy places the organism in Eukaryota, Metazoa, Chordata, Actinopteri, Holocentriformes, Holocentridae. Gene Ontology annotation, cellular component: mitochondrial inner membrane. The transcript has 5 exons.